Messenger RNA from Rhea pennata, 5118 nucleotides. It is a transcript of the gene OPA1, whose product is annotated as OPA1 mitochondrial dynamin like GTPase. The coding region runs from base 50 to 3118 and encodes 1022 amino acids. Gene Ontology annotation, molecular function: GTPase activity; GTP binding; microtubule binding. The record is from RefSeq and is a predicted model, not a curated record. Gene Ontology annotation, cellular component: mitochondrial membrane; microtubule; cytoplasm. The transcript has 31 exons. Gene Ontology annotation, biological process: mitochondrial fusion. Lineage: Eukaryota; Metazoa; Chordata; Aves; Rheiformes; Rheidae.
CGGCGGCGGCGCAGCCCCGGCGGGCAGGCGGCUCCUCCCGGCCGUCAGGAUGUGGCGGACGCGGCCCGCGGCGGCUUGUGUCAUCUGCCGGAGUCUAUCAAAUAGCAGCUAUGGAAUAAAAAGAAAAUCAUCGUUUCAAAACUUUCAUCUCGUUUCCCGAAGUAUACAUCGCCCCUGCUAUCCAAGUUCAAAAUUUCAAAGACCUCUACUAAGGACAUCUGUUCAGCUGUUCUCUUCUCUUAAUCAUCUUCCUAUAAGGAAAACAAAACUCUUGUAUGUAAAAUAUGGAUUCCAGUCCCGCAGGAACUUUUGGCUAGCUAGACUAGCUUCAAGGCUUCUCAGACUUCGCUAUCUUAUAUUAGGAUCUGCUAUAGGCGGUGGUUAUACAGCCAAGAAGACGUACGAUCAGUGGAAGGACAUGAUGCCUGAUCUCGAUGAAUAUAAGUGGAUUGUUCCUGACUUCAUUUGGGAGCUUGAUGAACAUAUUGACUUAGAUAAACUUAUCAAAGCCCUUCCUGAUGCAGAUGACCUUGCCAAACUUCUGCCUGACUUUGACAAGAUUGGAGAGAGCUUCACUUCACUGAAAGGAUUUUUUUCUCCUGGUUACAAUUUGGUUAGUGAAGUCAUAGGAGCUUCUGAUCUGCUUCUGUUGUUAGGUUCUUCAGGAGAAACAGCAUUCAGAGCUACAGACCAGGGAUAUGAAAAUGACAAACAGUACAAGAAGGGCCUGCUUGGUGAACUCAUUCUGUUACAACAACAAAUCCAGCAACAUGAAGAAGAAGCACGCAGAGCUGCUGGCCAAUAUAACACGGGCUCUUCCCAGCAGAAGCGAAAGGUUUCUGACAAAGAGAAGAUUGACCAACUUCAGGAAGAACUUUUACGCACUCAGUAUAUUUGUACCACUAUUUUGAAGCUCAAAUACCAACGAAUGCUGGAGCGAUUAGAGAAAGAGAACAAAGAAUUAAGAAAAUUGGUACUGCAAAGAGAUGACAAGGGAAUUCAUCAGAGGAAGUUAAAGAAAUCUUUGAUUGAUAUGUAUUCUGAAGUACUUGAUAUCCUGUCUGAUUAUGAUGCCAGCUAUAACACUCAAGAUCAUCUACCUCGAGUGGUAGUUGUUGGAGAUCAAAGUGCGGGAAAAACCAGUGUAUUAGAAAUGAUUGCCCAAGCUCGCAUAUUCCCUCGAGGUUCUGGGGAGAUGAUGACACGUUCCCCUGUUAAGGUAACCCUUAGUGAAGGUCCCCACCAUGUGGCUUUAUUCAAAGACAGCUCUCGGGAGUUUGAUCUGACCAAGGAAGAGGAUCUUGCAGCUUUGAGAAAUGAAAUAGAAAUCAGAAUGAGAAAUAGCGUAAAAGAAGGAUGCACUGUUAGCACCGAGACCAUCUCCUUAAGUGUGAAAGGUCCUGGUUUGCAGAGAAUGGUAUUGGUUGAUCUACCAGGUGUCAUUAGCACUGUGACAUCAGGUAUGGCUCCAGAUACAAAGGAAACUAUCUUUAGCAUCAGCAAGGCCUAUAUGCAGAAUCCUAAUGCCAUCAUCCUCUGUAUUCAAGAUGGAUCAGUGGAUGCAGAACGCAGUAUUGUCACUGACUUAGUCAGCCAAAUGGAUCCCCAAGGAAAAAGGACAAUUUUUGUGUUGACUAAAGUUGAUCUUGCUGAGAAAAAUGUGACUAGCCCAAGCAGGAUCCAGCAAAUAAUUGAAGGCAAGCUUUUCCCAAUGAAAGCUUUGGGUUAUUUUGCAGUUGUUACAGGAAAAGGAAACAGCAGUGAAAGUAUUGACUCUAUUAAGGAGUAUGAAGAGGAGUUUUUUCAAAAUUCAAAGCUCUUGAAGACGUGUAUGCUGAAGGCACACCAGGUAACAACAAAAAACUUGAGUCUUGCUGUGUCAGAUUGCUUUUGGAAAAUGGUGAGAGAGUCUGUGGAACAGCAGGCAGAUGCCUUUAAAGCCACACGUUUUAAUCUUGAGACUGAAUGGAAAAACAACUACCCCCGAUUGCGAGAGCUUGACAGGAAUGAACUGUUUGAAAAAGCCAAGAAUGAGAUUCUUGAUGAAGUCAUAAGUCUGACUCAGGUCACACCAAAGCACUGGGAGGAGAUUCUUCAGAAAACAUUGUGGGAGAGGGUAUCUACUCAUGUGAUUGAGAAUAUCUACCUUCCAGCAGCACAGACUAUGAACUCAGGGACAUUUAACACCACUGUGGAUAUCAAACUGAAGCAGUGGACUGACAAGCAGCUGCCUAAUAAAGCAGUAGAGGUGGCAUGGGAGACAUUGCAAGAAGAAUUUUCCCGGUUCAUGACAGAACAAAAAGGAAAAGAGCACGAUGAUAUUUUUGAUAAAUUGAAACAAGCUGUUAAAGAAGAAAGUAUUAAACGACAUAAAUGGAAUGAGAGAGCUGAAGAUAGCCUGCGAGUGAUUCAGCACAAUGCCUUAGAAGAUCGAUCAAUAUCUGAUAAACAGCAGUGGGAUGCAGCCAUUCAGUUUAUGGAAGAAACCCUCCAAAGUCGUCUCAAAGAUACUGAAUCUGUUAUUGAGGAUAUGGUGGGUCCAGACUGGAAGAAAAGGUGGUUAUACUGGAUAAGCCGCACCAAAGAACAGAAUAUUCGUAAUGAAACAAAAAAUGAACUUGAGAGAUUAAUCAAAUGCAAUGAAGAUCAUGCAGCUUAUCUGGCAAAUGAUGAAGUGACGACUGUCAGAAAGAAUCUUGAAGCAAGAGGAGUAACAGUGGACCCAUGUCUGAUUAAAGACACAUGGCAUCAAAUUUAUAGAAGAUAUUUCCUGAAGACUGCUUUGAGCCACUGCAAUCUAUGUCGAAGAGGCUUUUAUUAUUAUCAAAGGCACUUCGUCGACUCAGAGCUUGAAUGUAAUGAUAUUGUCCUCUUCUGGCGAAUACAGCGAAUGCUGGCGAUUACAGCAAAUACGUUGAGGCAGCAGCUUACUAACACUGAAGUAAGACGCUUGGAGAAGAAUGUAAAGGAAGUGCUGGAAGACUUUGCUGAGGACAAUGAAAAAAAGGUUAAGCUACUAACUGGCAAAAGAGUUCAGCUGGCAGAGGAUCUCAAAAAAGUUCGGGAAAUUCAGGAAAAACUUGAAGCCUUCAUUGAAGCCCUCCAUCAAGAAAAAUAGAUUGUUCAAACAGCAGCAACUUUACACAAGAAUGCAGCCUUUUCCAGGAUAUCUUGCACAAGAAAACUGAAUGAAAUGGCUUUUCUGUCCCACUCUUUCCUAUCUUUUGUGGAGCACCCUGUGAUGUUGAAGGAGAAAGGAAAUAAUUUCUGAUAGUUUUGAGAAGUUCAAGUAAAACCCACGCGCUCUUAAUUUUUGAAGCUAGAUAUACAUGACAGAGGAAUCUGACUUGCGUCUUGUUGAAAUAGCGUGGGAGAUUGUCAAAGUUGUACAGUUAAAAGGGUUUUUUUUCCAUGAAAGAAAGAAAGGCUUUUAUUUUUGGCAUCUGUUAUGUAUGUUGGGGCUGGAUCAGAUCCAUAAAGUGGUUCUAAUUGUUGUCAGUUUCUGCCUGCAGAUGAUCCUGGCAAUCUAACAUAAAGUUUUAGUAACUGUAUAUACAUUAAAAUGCCCUUCUAAGUAGUGCCAUUUGUAUUUGUUAUGCUGUGUCUUGAAGCAUUCUCUGAUCACUCUGGUACAGAUAUAAAAGCAUGAUAUUGAAAAAAGUGAUCUUGAGAGGAAGUUGUGGAUUUUCUUAAACUCUUGAGAGACAUCGUCCAAGGAAUUCUUCAACUGUUUUCAAGUGAAAGUACAGACCACUAUUCACUGACACUUUAAAAGGUUUGGCUCAGGAAAUAAUGUCAACAGCUGCUCCUUUUACUGAUUCUUUCAUAAUAUAUAUUGUUACUCUGAAUCAUAACCGAUUACAUUUCAUUUUUGGGAUUGCACAGACUCUGAUUUCCUUGUUAACUCUUUCCCCUUAGUUACAAUGUAAACUGAUUUAAUGUGUGGAAUGUAGAAAGAUAUUCUAUACAAUUCCAAUUUGUCCAACCCCCUUAACUAAAAAAAGCAAAAAUAUAUUCAUUUUUCUAAUAGCUUUCAUAAGACCAAAAUUGUUGUUACACAAAUGUUAUGCACGAGAUCCCUUCAUAGCCCUUCAAUGUGAUUUCUGUUAUUUAGGACAGUAAAAAAUAGUCAGCAAGCAUAGUUUUUCUUUUAGUGCCUUUUAGUGUGACAAUAGAAAUGUUACUUCUGAAAAAUUUAAGCAUGAUUUAGGCACUGUGACAUAGCUGCCUGGUGAUUAAUCACCUCCAUAUUUUUAUGCCCACACUUUACAACCAAUUAUGAUUAAACAAACUACAUUUAUCAAAUGAACUGGAUACACUGCUGAAUACUGCUAUGGAAGAUAUUAGUCUUAAACAAGUUUGUUUUGCAGUUGUCUGAUCAUGUAGGUUGAAAAAUUGGCAUAGAUUUACUUUCCCCUCUUGGAAAAAAAAAAAAAACUUAAUUUUGAACUUUUGGCAAUUAAAAGAGAGAAGUCUGAACAUGUACUGACGCUUACUAUUUCUGUGUAGUCUCAGAGAAAAUCAUAGAAAAUUUGGUAGGGUGUUGUCCAACUGUUCAGACAUAAAAUAUUUAGUCCAGUGUAUGAAAAGUUAACAUAGAGCUAUUCAUACAAUGGUAUUGAAAGCUUAAAUAUUUCAAGUGAUCUAACUGCAUGUUUUGGCAUUUUUUUCUAUUUAAAACCAGUUUCUGAAAAUGAAUGUUUGAGGAUGGAAAAACAAAAAUUUGGGUUCUAUUAUCAUCAUCAUCUGAAUGCACGAUUCUGAGGGCAGGUUCCGUAAGUUGUAUAGCAAGAGAAAUAUGUCUGUACUCCUGUUAAAUCCCUCUUUGUAAAUAACAAACAAAAAAACAAACAAAAACCUCUUUCGCAUUUACUUAGAGAUCACUGUUUGAAACUUCUGUGUAAUGUACAUGUUGCAAAAUGUCAAAUCCAGUGGUCCAGUGUUCAUCUUUAGUGUGAUAUUAUUAUGGUUUUAGUUCUUACUUCUCUCUGCUGCUCAUCUUAGACUUAGCAUGUUGUAUUCCAUGAAAAUUAGGUAUUUAUUGAACACAAAUGUAACUGAAGGAAAAAUAAAAUGUGGGUUUUGAACACGGUGCUGUUGCACCUAAUUUAAAAGUCA